Molecule: messenger RNA, 1053 nt
Organism: Ipomoea triloba (trilobed morning glory)
Lineage: Eukaryota; Viridiplantae; Streptophyta; Magnoliopsida; Solanales; Convolvulaceae
Product: plant UBX domain-containing protein 7-like
Exons: 2
Coding region: 1-1053 (350 amino acids)
Biological process (GO): proteasome-mediated ubiquitin-dependent protein catabolic process
Cellular component (GO): nucleus
Molecular function (GO): ubiquitin binding
Source: RefSeq, a predicted model, not a curated record
AUGGACGAUACAGUUGAUUCCUUUCUUGAGGUCGCCGUCGGCAUCUCUGCCGAUACGGCAAGGCAGUUCCUUGAUGCCGCAGGCGGGAUGCUUGACGAGGCACUUUCACUCUUUUUCGCAAACGGCGGAGUAUUGGAACAGCCGCCCCUAUCACCGUCAGAUUUUGGCGGCGGUAGGGACGGAGACGAACCCUCGCCGAUGGUGGAAGAUUUAUGGGGAUCUUCUUCCUCCAACAAUGGCGGUUCAAACCGCGAAGACAACGGCGGGAAUAGAGGAACGGAUCUCGCCGCUUUGUAUCGGCCGCCUUACGAAUUGAUGUACUACGGAUCGUUCCAGGGCUCCAAGGAUGUGGCUAGGGUUCAGGACAAGUGGCUUCUGGUUAACGUGCAAUCCGCCGGAGAAUUCGCGUCGCACGUUCUCAACCGCGAUAUUUGGGCCGACGAAUCCGUCGCGCAGAUAAUCAGGAGCUCCUUCGUGUUCUGGCAGUACGAUCGCGACACGGAGGAAGGCCGGAAGGUCUGCACCUACUACAAUCUCACUUCCAUGCCGGCGGUUCUGGUGAUCGACCCUAUCACCGGUCGGAACAUGAAAUCCUGGACCGGAACGGUUCAACCUGAUACUUCCCUGCUCCAGGAAGGCCUUCAACCGUUUUUGGAUCAAAAGCCGUCCGAUUAUCUCCCAGUAGAAGUAGUAGAAGAAGAAGAAGAAGGAGAAGCCAUGGAGAAUGAGACGACGGAGACGAAGAAAGAGGAGGAGGAUGACGUCAUGCAUUAUCCCGAUCUUCCUGAAGAGCCAUUGAUGAGUGACGCAAAUCUGGUGUGUAGAGUUGGAAUUCGGCUACCUGACGGGCGAAGGCUGCAAAGGAGUUUUUUGCGUAGCGAUCCGGUUCAGUUGUUGUGGUCUUUCUGCCAUCUCCACGUCGGAACAAAGCCAUUCCGGUUGGUGCCGGCGGGUGUCCCCGGAGCGCCGAGGGUUGUUCUGGAGUAUACAACUAAAAUGAGCUUCGAGGAAUCAGGCAUCAGUAACUCCAUGAUUAUAGUAACUUGGGAUUGA